Molecule: messenger RNA, 2205 nt
Organism: Pomacea canaliculata
Lineage: Eukaryota; Metazoa; Mollusca; Gastropoda; Architaenioglossa; Ampullariidae
Product: putative phospholipase B-like 2
Exons: 11
Coding region: 45-1718 (557 amino acids)
Biological process (GO): phospholipid catabolic process
Cellular component (GO): extracellular region
Molecular function (GO): glycerophospholipase activity
Source: RefSeq, a predicted model, not a curated record
CUCCUCCCCCCAAGUCACAUGAAAAGUCAUGUGACAUAGUCAAAAUGGCAGCGACGCAGGUGUUAGUUUUCAUAGCUAUCGUUUGUACACAGUCUUUUUAUUGUUUUGAUAUUCUUUCUCCGACUAGUAUAUACGUAGUAUACGACGAAACAUCAGAAUUAUUUUUAUUCACACAGCAGAAGCCUGCCAGAUGGGUUGCUCGUGGAGAUUUCCAAAAUGCCGUCAACAGAACGGGGUGGGCCUAUCUGACAGUUGAGACCUCCAGCAUGUUUCCUGAUGCCCAGCAGGCAUAUGCAGCAGGUCUGGUAGAGGGAUACCUUACAGAGGAAUUGAUGCAACUGAACUGGCUAAACACACUAAAUGGCUACUGCUCACAGCCUUACUCUCAGUACUGCUUACGUCUUCAUGACUUUCUGGGAAAAAACUUAGAUUGGAUGAAAGUUCAGAUCAAAAGUAAGGCCCAAGAAAUGCCUUACUGGCAUCAGGUGGAAUUGUUCCUCCUUCAGUCAGCAGGUCUGGCAAAUGGGAUAAAGAAACAAUCUACUGCCCUGAACAUGGAUAUUGAUGUUUUUGGCCUUUAUAUGUUCCAAGUAGGGGGAGAUUUUGAAGACCUAGAGUCUGUACUAGGAAAACCCGACAUUCAGCGCCCCCUGGGCAGUGGUUCCUGUUCAGCUUUAGUAAAGGUGCUGCCAGACAACAGUGAUCUGUAUGUAGCACAAGACACCUGGAACAAUUACCAGGGCAUGCUGCGCAUCUUGAAAGUCUACAACUUUUCCUUCAGUCUUGUGGAUGGCACUUCUGAGAAAAUUCCUGGCAGUUUGCAGAGUUUUUCUUCAUACCCUGGGCCUCUGAUGUCAGGAGAUGACUUCUAUAUUUUGUCCUCUGGGCUGGUUUCCAUGGAAACCACCAUUGGCAAUAGCAACCCAGAUCUUUGGAAAUAUGUCACCCCAGAGUCUGUAUUGGAAGGUAUUCGCUCUGUUGUUGCUAACCGCUUGUCUACCUCAGGCAGCCAGUGGGCCUCCAUCUUCUCAGCUUAUAACAGUGGAACUUACAAUAAUGAGUGGAUGGUCAUUGAUUAUAAAAAAUUUAUUCCUGGAGCUAAGACUUUGAUGCAAGGACUGCUCACAGUACUUGAUCAAAUUCCAGGCACCAUCCAGGUUGAUGACCUGACUAACCUUUUGUCUGCUCAAGGUUACUUUCCCAGCUACAAUGUUCCAUAUUUCCCAGAUAUUUUUAAUGCCAGUGGAAACCAAGCAUUAGUAGACAAAUAUGGGGACUGGUUUACAUAUGACAAGACACCAAGGGCUCUCAUCUUUCGCCGUGAUCACCAGUCAGUCAGUGAUGUCAUCUCCAUGACAAAACUGAUGAGAUAUAAUGACUUCACCAAAGACCCGCUGUCUCGAUGUAACUGCACACCUCCCUAUAGUGCAGAGAAUGCCAUCUCUGCUCGUAGCGACUUGAAUCCAGCAAAUGGUACUUAUCCUUUUGGGGCCCUGAGUCAUCGGUCACAUGGUGGAGUAGAUAUGAAGCUGACCACCUAUCAGCUGGCCCAGUCCCUGGCCUUUGUUGCUGUUGGGGGCCCAACAUGGGAUCAGAACCCUCCUUUUCAGUGGAGCAAGAGUGAUUAUGGACCUGCAGUGCCUCACUUUGGACAGCCUGACCUCUGGCAGUUCUCUCCCAUUUUGUUUAAUGGCACUGGCUUGUUUCCUGUCAGCUAGAGUCGCAAGUAGCAAGUGUUAAUGUUUGUUUCAUGCAUUUGCUGGCUGUACUUGGGUAGGGAAGGUUUUAUAUUGUCAGGGAUAAGAGAUCUAUAUAAGUACAAAGGCAGUUUUUAAAAAAAAUUUGUCAGGUUUCAUUUGUAAACCAUUUUGAGUGCCUCGUGAAAAGGUGACAGUUACCAUUGCACAUUCAUCUGAGCAUCUCGUCAAAUUUUUCACUUUGAGAAAAUUUAUUCAUUUUAAAUUUUACAAAGUGAUCAACCCUGUUACUUUGUAUCGGAUGUACAUAAUAUGUACUUAAUGUGUAUCAAAUGCAUACUUGAUGCAGGAUAACAUUUUGCUGUACAUUUCUUGUGUACCUACAUGCUGUAUGCAUACAUUUUAUCAAUGACCACUCAUAUUACUCAAUUUCUUUGUACUUGUACUUUGAUUUAUGUUGCUACGUGCCUUAUUUGGUCAUGCGCAUAAAUAAACUACUGCAAGAUUU